CUCUGCUGCCUACCCUUCUCACAUUCCUCUAUCUCCCUCCCAAUUUCUCUCUCUUUGUUUUCCCUUCUUUCUUAGUCGCUUCUUCCGCCGUGUGACCCCUUUGGCCUCUACCCAUCACCCGCCAUUACCAUUGGGGUCGCCCAAUUUUCUUGUAUUUUGUCCUAAAUUAAAAACCAAAAAAAUUUUGUUUAUAUAGUUUUGUGUUUGUUUGUAUUUAUUUAUAUUAUAUAGCGAGAUCAUCGUUAAUGGCGUCCAGCGAGAUCUCUCAGACGGAUACGGAGGGUAUCGACGGCGUCCGCAUGACGUGGAAUGCGUGGCCGCGUACCAAGGUGGAGUCCAGCAAGUGCGUGAUCCCAAUCGCGGCCUCGAUCCACCUGAUCCGUCCCCAGCCGGAGCUCGUCACGGUUCCGUACGCGCCGCUGCGCUGCAAGACCUGCACCGCCGUGCUCAACCCCUUCGCGCGGGUCGAUUACCAGGCGCUGAUAUGGAUCUGCCCCUUUUGCUUCCAGCGCAACAGUUUCCCCCACCAGUACUCCGCCGUCUCCGAGACCAACGUCCCGGCCGAGCUCUACCCCCAAUUCACCACCAUACAAUACACUCUCCCUCAUAACCCUAACAUCGGCCCCAAUUCCGCUGCCGGCCCGCCUCCGGUUUACUUGUUCGUCCUCGAUACGUGCAUGCUCGAGGAGGAGCUGGGUUUCGCGAAAUCCGCAUUGAAACGGGCUAUCGGAAUGCUCCCGGAGAAUGCCAUGGUUGGGUUUAUCUCCUUCGGAACUCAGGUGCAGGUGCACGAGCUUGGGUUUUCCGAUAUGUCGAAGGUGUAUGUAUUCCGGGGAUCAAAGGAGUUGUCUAAAGAUCAGGUUUUGGAGCAAUUGGGGCUUGGUGGCGUUGGUGGAAGGAUGCCGAAGGGUGCUGGUGGGCCCACAGCGGUGCUUCCUGAUCUCGGUAUCAACAGAUUCUUGUUGCCUGCUACAGAAUGUGAAUACACUCUGGAUUCGUUAUUAGAUGAAUUGGUUACGGAUCAAUGGCCCGUGCCUCCAGGAAACAGGGCAUUACGCUGCACGGGGGCGGCUUUGAGUGUAGCCUCGGGUUUGCUAAGUGCUUGUUUGGCUGGUGCUGGUGCACGAAUUGUAGCCUUGGUGGGAGGUCCAUGCACAGAAGGGCCUGGAGCUAUUGUUUCAAAAGAUUUAUCAGAUCCUGUUCGGUCCCAUAAGGAUCUGGAUAAGGAUGCAGCACCCUUUUUCAAAAAGGCAGUCCACUUUUAUGAGGAACUUGCAAAGCAACUAGUCAGUCAAGGUCACGUGUUGGAUGUUUUUGCAUCUGCGCUUGAUCAGGUUGGGGUUGCUGAGAUGAAAGUAGCAAUUGAAAAAACUGGAGGACUUGUAGUUCUAGCAGAAAGCUUUGGUCAUUCUGUUUUCAAGGAUUCUUUCAAGCGCAUUUUUGAUGAUGGUGAACAGUCGCUUGGGCUUUCCUUCAAUGGUACACUUGAGAUCAAAUGCUCAAAGGAUAUUAAGAUUCAAGGAGUUAUAGGGCCUUGCACAUCUCUAGAGAAGAAAGGACCUGCUAUUGCCAACACAGUUAUUGGAGAGGGGAAUACUACAGCUUGGAAGAUGUGCAGUAUUGACAAAACUACAUGCAUGACUGUUUUCUUUGAUGUUUCAUCCAGUGAAAAGUCAGACCCUACAGGCACUGCAAAUUCGUAUUUGUACAUACAGUUCCUUACAAGUUACCAGGGCUCUGAUGGCCAAACAAAAUUGCGAGUUACAACAAUUAGUAGAAGAUGGGUUGAUACUGCUGUCAACUCUGAGGAGUUGAUUCAAAGUUUUGAUCAAGAAACUGCUGCUGUAGUAAUGGCUAGGUUGGCUUCAUACAAAAUGGAGAUGGAGGAAGGUUUUGAUGCCACUAGGUGGCUAGAUCGGAAUCUAAUUCGUCUUUGUUCUAAAUUUGGCGAAUAUCGGAAGGACGACCCUGCCUCAUUCACAUUAAAUCCAUUUUUUUCAUUGUUCCCUCAGUUCAUGUUUAAUUUGCGGCGAUCUCAAUUUUUGCAAGUUUUCAAUAAUAGUCCAGAUGAGACAGCUUACUUCCGCAUGUUGCUGAAUCGAGAGAACAUAAGCAAUGCUGCUGUUAUGAUUCAGCCAACACUAACGUCCUUUUCAUUCAAUUCUCCACCUUCACCAGCUUUGUUGGAUGUGGCCUCAAUUGCAGCUGACCGUAUCCUCUUGUUAGAUUCUUAUUUUAGUGUAGUUAUAUUCCAUGGAAUGACAAUAGCUCAAUGGAGGAACAUGGGCUACCAAAAGCAGCCAGAACAUGAGGCAUUUGCACAAUUACUGCAAGCUCCACAUGAUGAGGCCCAAUCCAUCAUUCAUGACCGGUUUCCUGUUCCCAGAUUAGUGGUGUGUGAUCAGCAUGGGUCCCAGGCACGGUUUCUGUUGGCAAAAUUGAACCCAUCAGCCACAUACAAUAAUGCAAAUGAGAUGGGAUCUGGAUCAGAUGUCAUCUUCACUGAUGAUGUAAGUCUGCAGAUAUUCUUUGAGCAUCUACAGCGGUUGGCAGUACAAUCUUCUUGAUCCGGGAAGUAAAAAAGACGGGGUUUUAUAGUUGCAUCAUUUUGUGAAACCCUAGUAAGUUAUCAUUGUCUCCCCUCUAGCCUCAACAGAAUCUUCUUUCCCCACCAUAUAAUGAGAGGCUAGAAACAGACUUAUCUGGAUGCUGAGGACAAUAUAAAAACUUUUUUUUUUUUUUUUCUUUUUCCUGGGAGGUUAUUUUGCUUUGAAACAAGGGGGCUGUCUCUGAAUUCCUUUAUGUUGUAUGGAAAAAGCAAUUUUGCUCCCACAAUUUGGGUUGAAUUUAGAGGGUAGCUCCUUUGAUUUCCUCUGUUUUGUAAGUUGCCAGAUUUCAGUUAAAAACCAUGUGCCCAUUUUGUAUUGAUAUAUUUCGAGGAUAUGCAAGUUAAAUAGCCAGAAUGAUUGUUGUAGGUCAAGGCUAGUCCUGAAACAUUUCUUCUCUUUACAGUUACCAUAUUAUUUGAGAGAAAUUUUUUUACUUUUUGA
Molecule: messenger RNA, 3050 nt
Organism: Ipomoea nil (Japanese morning glory)
Lineage: Eukaryota; Viridiplantae; Streptophyta; Magnoliopsida; Solanales; Convolvulaceae
Product: protein transport protein Sec23A-like
Exons: 12
Coding region: 246-2567 (773 amino acids)
Biological process (GO): intracellular protein transport; endoplasmic reticulum to Golgi vesicle-mediated transport; COPII-coated vesicle budding
Cellular component (GO): endoplasmic reticulum exit site; COPII vesicle coat
Molecular function (GO): zinc ion binding; GTPase activator activity
Source: RefSeq, a predicted model, not a curated record